Messenger RNA from Sorghum bicolor (sorghum), 1843 nucleotides. RefSeq names its product homogentisate 1,2-dioxygenase. Gene Ontology annotation, molecular function: homogentisate 1,2-dioxygenase activity. The coding region runs from base 98 to 1507 and encodes 469 amino acids. NCBI's taxonomy places the organism in Eukaryota, Viridiplantae, Streptophyta, Magnoliopsida, Poales, Poaceae. Gene Ontology annotation, biological process: L-phenylalanine catabolic process. The transcript has 8 exons. The record is from RefSeq and is a predicted model, not a curated record. Gene Ontology annotation, cellular component: cytoplasm.
GCACUGCCGUGCCGUCUCCGAGUAGAGUAGGCUGCUCUGCUCUGCUCUGCUUGCUGACGUGCUGUUGGCCUGAGCCUGGGCGUCGUCGCCAUCGGCAAUGGCCAUGGAGGAGCAGCAGCCACCUCCUGCUCCUGCUCCUGCGCCGCCGGAGCUGCGCUACCUCUCGGGGCUGGGCAACAGCUUCUCGUCGGAGGCGGUGCCGGGGUCGCUCCCCGUGGGGCAGAACAGCCCGCUGGUGUGCCCGCUGGGACUCUACGCCGAGCAGCUCUCCGGCACCUCCUUCACCACCCCGCGCGCCCGGAACCUCCGCACGUGGCUGUACCGGAUCAAGCCAUCGGUGACCCACGAGCCCUUCUACCCGCGGAACCCCACCAACGAGCGCCUCGUCGGCGAGUUCCACCGGGCCACCACCGUCGCCACGCCCACGCAGCUGCGCUGGAGACCCGCCGACGUGCCCCUCCACCCGGACCUCGACUUCAUCGACGGGCUCUACACCGUCUGCGGCGCCGGCAGCUCUUGCCUCCGACACGGAUACGCCAUCCACAUGUAUGCUGCUAACAAGUCCAUGGAUGGAUGCGCCUUCUGCAAUGCCGACGGUGACUUCCUCAUUGUUCCCCAGCAAGGAAGGCUAUUGAUCACAACUGAGUGCGGAAAGCUGCUCGUUUCACCCGGCGAGAUCGUCGUGAUUCCUCAAGGUUUCCGCUUUGCUGUUGACUUGCCGGAUGGCCCCUCGCGUGGCUAUGUCUCUGAGAUCUUCGGCACCCAUUUUCAGCUCCCUGAUCUUGGCCCAAUUGGUGCUAAUGGUUUGGCUUCACCGAGGGAUUUCCUUUCCCCGACAGCAUGGUUUGAGCAGGACCACCACCCUGGAUACACAAUAGUGCAGAAGUAUGGCGGUGAGCUGUUCACUGCCACGCAGGAUUUUUCUCCAUUCAAUGUGGUCGCAUGGCAUGGGAAUUAUGUCCCUUACAAGUAUGAUCUGAGUAAGUUCUGUCCAUUCAACACCGUCCUCUUUGACCAUGGCGACCCAUCGGUAAACACAGUUCUAACUGCGCCAACUGAUAAGCCUGGCGUCGCGUUGCUUGAUUUUGUAAUAUUCCCACCUAGAUGGCUGGUUGCUGAAAAUACAUUCCGGCCUCCGUACUACCACCGCAACUGCAUGAGCGAAUUCAUGGGCCUCAUUUAUGGGAUAUAUGAGGCUAAGGCCGAUGGUUUUCUUCCUGGAGGUGCCAGUCUUCACAGCUGCAUGACACCACAUGGGCCAGACACCAAGACAUAUGAGGCAACAAUCAGCCGUGCUGGUGCCAACGAGCCAUUCAGGCUCAGUGGAACGUUGGCCUUCAUGUUUGAGUCUUCGCUUAUCCCUCGCGUGUGUCGAUGGGCUCUGGAUUCCCCGUGUCGAGAUCUCGAUUACUACCAGUGCUGGAUUGGAUUGAAGUCCCACUUUUCACAUGACAACGGUGGAGUGGCGACCAUCGAGCCUGCUGCUGGCACGGAUGAGAAAGAGUAGCUAGCUGGCUUACUGCAGCAGCCUCCGAUCCUCGCUUCGCUUGUGUAUACUACUAUGUGCUCCGCUAGUUUAUAAGCUGUGUUGUGUACAAGUACAAGGUAGAAUAAAUCUUCGUCGAACGAGAGAGGCACAAGGAAACAUACAUUACAAACUCUGCUCAGCUGGCUCUUGUCUUGGGUACUCAGCUGUAAUGCUAGCUCUGCAGUCUGUAGAAUGUACUACUGUCACCAGUGUGCAUAACCAUAACGUACAGAAGCAAGCAAUUUGCAGCAAUAGCAUGGGAAUAAAUGACAGAUUACAUACAUGUGUAUAAAGGACUAUUUGAUGCGUCAGUUA